AUGAGUCAAGGGAGUGGAGAAGCAGCUGAGAAGAAGAGUGAACCGCCACCAUCCAAGAUCGAAGCUUUGGAUGGCUCCAACUAUGAGGAAUGGAGCGGGCGGAUGCGGAGCGCCUUCAAGCGCUACAAGCUCCGGAAACUUGCGAUGGGAGAAGAGAAGAUGCCGGAGGAAGGCGACGCCCGGGAUCGAUGGAUUGAGCGGAGCGCGGUGCUGUACGACCUCAUCCUUCAAUCGGUCAACAACGAUAUGUUCCAGCAUAUCAAGGAUUUGGUGGAGCUGGACGACUCCGGACCGAAGGCGUGGAAGCUGCUACGCGACGUGGUACAACCCAACACGCUGCCGAUGGACACAUAUGCGAGGAUGGCAGCGGCGGGCAGCAAGGUGUCGGAGAUGCAGCAGUGCACCAAGAUCAUCUCGGUGCUCGACAACUCGUGGGACAACCUCAUCCCCACCCUCAACGUUCAGCAGGACAAGUGGACGCCUGAGUGGCUACGGCAGCAGAUCCUGCAGGAGGACUUCCGCAGGCGCCACACGGGAGGUGGUGCUGCCAACAAAACUGCUGAAGGGUAUGGAGCUGCAGGAGGCAGCAGAGGAAGAGGGGGAGGGAGAGGCCGAGGCCGUGGGAGAGGCUUUGGCAGAGGAAGAGGCCGAGGUGACUACAACGAGGGGCAUGGGAGCUCUGGUGGCAGGGGGAGCACCCGAAUGGAGGGUGCACAAGGUGAUGGUGCACAAGGUAAAGCCGACCCUGGGAUGUUCCUCAUGGUUGAGGAUGUGAAAGAGAGUGAGGAUGAUGUGGGUUCGGUUGGGAAGGUUGUGAUGCACCCCCUCACUCACUGGGUGAUCGACUCCAGUUGCACGAGUCACAUGACUCCGCGGGCAGAUUUACUUGAUGAGGUGAAACCCCCUGGGAAGAUCAAGUUUGUGGCUGCUGCUUCAGGUGCUUUGCUCCCUGUGAUUGGUGUUGGGAAUGCCAAGGUGAUGGGAGCCAAUGGGGGACUUGUGGGGCUUGGGAAUGUCCUGCUUGUUGAAGGUCUAUCCGCUAACCUCCUCUCUGUGCGCCGGCUGCAGAAAAGCAAGGCCAAAGUUACAUUCGGCCCAACGAGCUGCCGUGCAAAGCUUGGGAAGUUGCUGCUGUGGGAGUUGGACAAGAAGAGCAGCAGCUGCAUCAAGGACCUGUGGCAGCUGCCCAUCAUCCCUUGGAAUGGGAAACCACCAGCAAUGGCAAAGGCAGCGGCAACGGCUAAGGCAACUACGGGAGGAGAGGAGACUGCACCAACUGCUGGGGCCCUGGAUGCAGUCAAGAAGGUGCAGAAGCUACAAAAGCAUCAUGGUGAGGUGCUUGCUGGUGUGGAUGCGACAACCGCAUGGGCAAAGGCUUCAUCUGGGAAUGGUGGCGCCAAUUGGGAGACGUGGCACGAGAGGUUGUGCCACAUCAACAUUCCGAUGCUGCAGAAGUUGGUGAAGGAUGGGAGCUUGAAGGGGUUGGAGGUGAAGGGGGCAGCAAAGGAGAUUGGGAGCUGCCCUACGUGCCUUGAGACGAAAUUCACCAAGUUCCCCUUCAGCAGCAGCACGGGACCAGCCAAGGCACCACUCGCGCUUGUGCACAUGGAUGUGACUAAGGGGGAGGUAGCCGUGGCUGUUCUUAAGGAGUGGAUGCCGAGAGCGCAAAAGGAGAGCGGACACAAGGUGAAAGUGAUCCGCACCGACAAUGGGGGAGAGUUCAUUGGCGCUGAUUUUGAGGCGGUGCUGAAGAAGAAGGGCAUUCAGCAUCAGCUCACAGUGCCCUACAACCCUCAGCAGAACGGCGUGGCUGAGCGGUUCAACCGGACCCUGCAGGAAGGUGCUCGCACUCUCCUUGGGCGUGCAGGGCUGCCGGAUCCAUUUUGGGUGACUGCACUAAGGCAGGUCGUCGUUGUGAAGAACAGGGUGCUGGCGACUGUGGGGGACAAGCAGUGGAUCCCCUACACCAAGUGGUAUGGGAGUGCACUAGCAAUCAACAUGCUGAGAGCGGUCGGGUGCAUGGUGGUGUUUCAUGUGCCGAAGGAGAAGAGGGGAAAGCUGGAAGCUUCUGGGAGAUGGGGUGUGCACUUGGGACUUGCUAAGGACCACAAGGGCUGGCUGAUAUGGGACUUGACCAGCCAGCAGCUGACUGUGUCGAGGGAUGUGAAGUUCCUCGAGUCCCUGUACUACAAGGGCCCUGUUCGGUAG
Molecule: messenger RNA, 2208 nt
Organism: Closterium sp. Yama58-4
Lineage: Eukaryota; Viridiplantae; Streptophyta; Zygnematophyceae; Desmidiales; Closteriaceae
Source: the annotation of a GenBank genome assembly